AUGGCUGAACGCAUAAUAGAAUUUGUAAGAGACAACCCAUGCAUCUACGACAAGAAGCACGGCGGCUAUAAAAACCAAUUGCAUAAAGACCGCUUGUGGCUUCAAUUUUCAAAGGAAGCAAACGUCCCAGUUGAUGUAUUGAAAAAAAAGUGGAAGUGCAUCCGCGACCGCUUCUAUCGGGUGCAUAAAAAGAAGAGCACCGAGGCUGCGUCUGGUAGUGGGCAGUUGUCGCCAGACACCAAGUUAUACAAAAACUGCGACAGCCUACUAUUCUUCCUGGAUGUAGAUUCAUCGAACACGAGCACAAUUGGAAAUUUCUUAACGGAAGAAGAAAUUCCUUUCGAUAACGAAGCAUCGAGUUCAUUUAUGAACUUAAGCGGCAUCAAAUCCUCAACGCCAGCUACUGCAGUGCCUCGGAAAAGUAAGAGCAAUGCUGUAGAAUGUGAGCUGCUUACCACCAUGAAAAGUGUUAGAGCAUCCGCUGAGCGCAAGUCUGCUUUUCGAAUAUUUUUGGACAGCAUCGCCCUUACCGUUGAAGAAGCACAAUUGGAUGUUUCGCAGAUAUCGCAGUUACAAAUGGGUAUACUUCAACUUGUCCAAUGUGAAAUUAAUAUUUAAUUAUAUACUUCAUCAUAUUGCUUUUAAGCUGGAUCGCCAUAGCAUGCGGAUAUGUAUGGGUGCAUUCC
Molecule: messenger RNA, 686 nt
Organism: Rhagoletis pomonella (apple maggot)
Lineage: Eukaryota; Metazoa; Arthropoda; Insecta; Diptera; Tephritidae
Exons: 3
Coding region: 1-618 (205 amino acids)
Biological process (GO): regulation of transcription by RNA polymerase II
Cellular component (GO): nucleus; transcription regulator complex
Source: RefSeq, a predicted model, not a curated record